Cornus florida is the source of this 2144-nucleotide messenger RNA. RefSeq lists its product as uncharacterized. The record is from RefSeq and is a predicted model, not a curated record. Bases 793 to 1680 code for a protein of 295 amino acids. Lineage: Eukaryota; Viridiplantae; Streptophyta; Magnoliopsida; Cornales; Cornaceae. Gene Ontology annotation, molecular function: S-adenosylmethionine-dependent methyltransferase activity. The transcript is spliced from 3 exons.
CUCUCUCUCUCUCUCUCUCUCUCUCCACAUUCUCUUACAUUCUCUCUCUCUACAUAUAUAUAUAUAUAUAUAUAUAUAUAUAUAUAUAUAUACAUCUUUCAAUAAUUCUCUCACACUCGGCCACUCUCCACCGGUGGAUAGAGAAAACUCCGAAAAAGUAUUGUUUUGCUGGGAAUCCAGUUUGGAGCUUUUCUCGCCGGAGAUUCUACACAUAAUAUGGAGAACUUUAAUGCGCUUUAUCUACCAUAAAACACCACACCACCACUUGGUUUUCUCUCUCCAAGAAUCAUAUCAAAACCGCGUGAACGUACCAAAUAAUGAAUGAGAUCAUCAUCGUCGUCGUCUCUCUCUCUCUCUCUUUCCGUUACUUCUUCUGAACAACUGUUGAUUUUCGAGAAAACUGGCAUGUUAUGAGCCAUAUGGUCUUCCGUUCUCACCUCGGCGGUGUUCUUAUUGUAGCGUGAUUUGGAUGCUACUUUUUUCUAUCAAUCUGCUCCACUUUCCAUCAUCUUGUCUCUCUAUGAUUUCCGAUGUAUUCUCUGCAUUCACGGAUCUGAUGUAUCGUAACUCAUAGCACUCCACACUCGUCGUCACUGAUUUUUGUUUCAUCAAAAAGCGGAUCAUUCUUCAAAAUCUUCAAGUUUUCAGUAACUCAAAGAUUGUGUGAAGAUUUUUUUUUGCUACGUGAACGUUUUAAGUGCAAGAUUUGGAGUCGAUCAGAAGCAAAAGUCGAACUCCGGCACUUCCGAGCUUGAACUCUGUUCUCAGAUCAGAUAUUUUCAGUCGAAAAAAAUGGGGAAAACAGGGAGAGAUUGGACACAGAUCUACGCAAUCUACGGAAUGGAUGAUUGGCACACUCCAAUCUUCCUCCUAAUGUACGCGAUCACCUUCUCCUCUCUCUCCGUACUCUUCCUCCUGUACUUCGGCCCAAUCUGCGCCUUCGUCGAGUCUUUCUUCCCCUCCCUCCCCGGCGGAGCCUCCCGCUUCGCCGCCGGAUUCACCGGCUCCGUCACCGCGCUCUCCGCCGUCUGCCUCUUCUUCGCAGCCGGCAACAUCUUCUACUCCUCCGUCUCCCUCCAGUGGGAAAUGGCGCAGCGCAUGGUCGGCGUGGUCAACGACUGGUCCACGGUCAAGCACGCCCUGGACGUGGGCUGCGGCCGCGGCAUCCUCCUCAAUGCGGUGGCGAUGCAGCUGAAGAAGGAAGGCAGUUCGGGUCGGGUCGUCGGGCUCGACCGCAGGAAAACCACGGUCUCAACACUACGGACGGCCGGGAUUGAAGGAGUACAGGAGUACGUCACGUGCCGGGAGGGUGACGCGCGUAGGCUCCCGUUCUCGGACAACUACUUCGACGUGGUGGUGUCGUCGAUGUUCCUCCACACGGUGGGGAAGGAGUUCGGUCAUCGGACGGUGGAGGCGGCGGCGGAGAGGAUGAGGGUGUUGGGUGAGAUGGCGAGGGUGUUGAAGCCCGGCGGGGUCGGGGUGGUGUGGGACCUAGUGCACGUGCCGGAAUACGUGAAGAGGUUGCAAGAAUUGAGGAUGGAGGAUGUGAGAGUGUCGGAGCGUGUAACGGCGUUCAUGGUGAGCAGUCACAUAGUAUCAUUCCGGAAGCCCAGUCAGCACAUGGUGGGCCCAUGGGAAGUCAGAUUGGACUGGAGAUGCCACAACAUCUGUGGAGAGUGAAAAAGACUCAUAUUUAACUCAAUAUGGGGAUAAUAUAGUGAUUAUACUAUUUUUUUUUUUUUUUUAAAAUCUGAAAUGUUGAAAUCUGGGGAGACGAAGCCGAACCAGAUGCUUUGUUUGAUAGAUUAAGAUCACAAUAUAUAUUAUAUAUUAAUAUAUAUAUAUAUAUAUACUGAUGCUGUUAAUAAAAAGCUUUGAAGUAGCAGUAAUGGAUUAAUAAUAAUAUGAUGAUAUGAAAAUUGUAUUUAUUAGGAGAAGUAGUGAUUAUUAUUAUUAUUAUUAUUAUUAUUUAGGAUGUAUGAAAUUAUGGAAUUAACAAGUGAGGGGUUUAAAUCAUGGACCUCAAAGGUACAGUUUGGUUGUUGAGAAGUCGCAAUCCUAAUACAUCUUUGACGGAAGCAACCACAGUGAAGUGGGGAAAAUGUUAGCUUUGGGAAUUAAAUUCUGAGCCAGAGAUUUAUUUA